AUGGGGACUGAGAAGAAAUGGCUCUUCACACUCUUCUCUGCCACAUUUAUCUCCUUUUUGUUUUUUCUUUCCUCAAUUUCAGGUUUUAGUGCCUCGUACUAUUCUUUCACUUCCCACAAACCCUACACUUCAACCGUCCGGCAUGGAACUGGGUAUCCCCCGGCGUUUGCAUAUUACAUUUCCGGUGGUCACGGCGAUAGUGACCGCAUGUUUAGAUUGUUGCUCUCAAUUUAUCAUCCGAGGAAUCGGUAUUUGUUGCACAUUGGGGCGGAUGGGUCGGACGAUGAGAGAGCGAAGCUGGCCGGUUUGAUUAAGUCGGUGCCGGCGAUUAGGACAUUUGGGAAUGUGGAUGUGGUAGGCAGACCUGAUCCGGUGACCUACAUGGGGUCUACAAAUAUCGCCGCCGUGUUGAGGGCGGCUGCCAUCUUGUUAAAGGUGGAUAGUGGGUGGGAUUGGUUUAUAACAUUGAGUGCAUUGGAUUAUCCAUUGAUUACCCAAGAUGACUUGUCCCAUGUGUUCUCUUCUGUUAGAAGAGACCUCAGUUUCAUUGAUCACACCAGUGACCUUGGAUGGAAAGAGGGUCAAAGAGUCCAGCCAAUUGCUGUUGAUCCAGGGAUUUACUUGGCUAGGAGGACCCAAAUCUUUUAUGCCACAGAAAAGCGGCCGAUGCCUGAUGCUUUCAAAGUUUUUACAGGUUCUCCAUGGGUUGUCUUGAGCCGAUCCUUUCUUGAAUUUUGUGUUUUCGGUUGGGAUAACCUUCCCCGAACUCUUUUAAUGUACUCCACUAAUGUAGUUUUGUCCCAAGAAUUCUAUUUCCAUUCUGUAAUUUGCAAUUCACCAGAGUUCAAGAACACAACUGUUAAUAGUGAUUUGAGAUAUAUGGUCUGGGACGACCCUCCCAAGAUGGAGCCCCUCUUCCUAAACCAGUCAGAUUAUGAGCUAAUGGCUCAAAGUGGAGCUGCUUUUGCAAGACAGUUUGCAAUAAAUAACCUGGCGCUGGAUAUGAUUGAUGAGAAGAUCCUGAAGCGAGGCCAUAACCUAGCUACCCCAGGGGCAUGGUGCGCUGGCCGAAAGAGCUGGCUGACGGAUCCAUGCUCGCAAUGGUGUGAUGUCAAUGCUUUGAAGCCAGGGCCUCAAGUGAAGAAGUUUGAAGAGUCUAUGAACAAACUUAUCUCCGACUGGAACUCACAGUCGAACCAGUGCAGGUGAUGACAUUCUAAUUAAACAAAGAAUGUUUUAAGAAUCGGCUUGUGUUCUACUGCAUCUGAUUAU
Molecule: messenger RNA, 1272 nt
Organism: Ilex paraguariensis (yerba mate)
Lineage: Eukaryota; Viridiplantae; Streptophyta; Magnoliopsida; Aquifoliales; Aquifoliaceae
Source: the annotation of a GenBank genome assembly